Heterotrigona itama is the source of this 1479-nucleotide messenger RNA. Lineage: Eukaryota; Metazoa; Arthropoda; Insecta; Hymenoptera; Apidae. The record is from the annotation of a GenBank genome assembly.
AUGAAGACGAACUUGCAAAUAUUUCAAGCGAUGAGGAUGAUGAGUUUAUCCCAAUUAAAAAGAAAAGGCUUAUUGUUUUGAAUCGAAUAAAACUCACAUACAUUCUGUUUUCUGAAAUGUCUUACUUAUUUUUUUUUUUUUGUUAAGUUAUGUGAAAUAAACACGUACACUGUAUUUCUAAAACUUUCACUAGCUUUUAUUUUCCAAUAUUUUCCCUUUUGUACUGACAGAUUCAAUUUACACGAUUUUUAUUCGCGUAAAUCAAAUCCACGUGGAACGGAUACUCGCGUAAAUUGAGGGACCGGUGUACAUCAUGAUAAUUGGUCGUCGUUCCUUUGCCACGUCGUCUAGAACUCUAGAUCCACGUUGCCAUACAGUCUACAAAGGGAAAGGGGAAUUAUCUUAUCGUUCGAUUUGUAGCGCGUAGUACAUAGUACAAUCAUCAUAACGGUACGAAGAAUUUAUUAAUAUUUUGAGUCUACGUUUACGACGAUGUCUUUGCAUCUCAUUUUCAUCAGCUAAUGCAAUGAGAAUGUGUCUAUGUUUUUCGGUAGUCGAUCGGAUGGCUGUUUUCUUUCAAUUUGUGGAUAUUGCGCCAAUAACCUUUUCGCUCCGAAAAACGAGUAUGUACGUGGCCAAAUAAUAAUAAUUUUUUUUAAAAAUUCGCUUCCAAAUUGCAGAGUUUUAUUAUUGUGAUAAAAUAAUCUUGUUUCAAAGUUACAAGGUUUGGAGACAGAAACACUCACAAUCAAAGUCGUACGUACUCGAUCACCCAUCGGAGCAAAAGGGGGUAAUUACGUCCGUCUAAUAUGAAAUCUCUCUCCGAGCCUCUUCCUCUCGCGUCAGAAGAAUCAACGAAGCGAGGAACGCGUGUUUCAGGACCAAGCGACGGAGGUGAUCCUGACGCUGGGCCAGGCGUUCGAGGUGGCCUACCAAAUGGCACUGCGCGACAAGCUCGGCAGCCACACGGUGCGGUCUCAGUCGGCCAAUCAACUGACCACGUUCGCGAAAUCGUCCAGGGUGCCACCAGUGUCGCCAGACUCGGUGCUGUUGGACGUAAGUCGCGAAUCGCCGAUGGACCAGCCGCCGGCAUCGGUCAUCGUUCCCGUCGCGAACUCGAUGAACCCGAAGCCGAAGCCCCGCUCCAAGUCGUCCAUUCCGAAUCCGACGCAAGACGGAAACUCCAACUCGAGUUCCCUGUCCGGCGGCACGGUGAACUGCACGAGCUCGGGCUCGAGCUCGAACCCGGCCACCAGCCCCAGCGCCAACUCGGUCAGCAGUUCCAAUUCGAACGCGAGCACGAACCAAUGUACGACGAAGCCGCUGGUCACGCACGGUAGAUCCCACUCGGUGAACGACAUCAAAGUGAACGGGAACCAGUUGAAGUUGGCGCCAGCGCCGGUCGACGACAUCGGUAUCGGCGUGAAAGACAUGAAGCCAGGCUCCAGGGCGCCCAUUGCUUUGUCCGAGGAAUUGUAG